AUGUUCGUCAAGCAGCUCCUCACCGUGGUCUUAGUCUCUCAAUUCCUAAAAUCGUCUUCCCAAAGUUUUAACUUCACUUACAAUGGCUUCCGUCGUCCACUGAAUGACAUAUACCUCCAAGGGAUCGCCACCGUCACACCCAUCGGUCUCUUAGAGCUAACCGACACAACCGUGCAGCAAACCGGUCAAGCUUUCUAUGCCCGAUCAAUCCGGUUCAAAGAUUCUCCAAACGGCACCGUCUCGUCCUUCUCUACAACCUUUGUCUUUGCUAUCGGAACUCAGAUCCCACCACCACCACUCAGCGGCCACGGCUUAGCCUUUGUAGUCGCUCCUUACUUCGGCAUCCAAUCUGGCACUCCCAGCCAAUACCUCGGGCUCUUCAACGUCACAAGCAACGGUAAUGACACAAAUCAUGUGUUCGCUGUCGAAUUCGACACGAUUCAGAGUGCCGAGUUCGAUGAUCCGGACGAUAACCAUGUCGGAAUCGAUAUCAACAGCUUGAUUUCGAUUAACAGUUCGAGCGCUGGGUACUGGAACGAGACAAAUCAGUUUAAUAAUCUGAGUUUGAUCAGUGGUGCGCCGAUGCAGGUUUGGGUCGAUUACGAUGGUCUUACCCAUAAAAUCGAUGUGACGAUGGCUCCGUUCAACGAGAGUAAACCCUCAAGGCCGCUUGUUUCGGCUGUCAGAGAUCUUUCUUCCGUUAUUCAACAAGAAAUGUUUGUGGGUUUCUCGUCUGCGACUGGUUCUUCUCUGUCGGAGCAUUAUGUUCUCGGGUGGAGUUUCGGGAUGAAGGGGAAAGCUCCGCCGUUGGCCUUAUCGAAACUUCCGAACCUUCCGAUAGACUUCAACUACUCCGGACUUCCGGUAGGGGCCGUAGCGUUAAUAACUAUCAUCUCGUCGGUAUCAUUCUUUAUAAUCCUCUUGAUCAUCUUCCUUGUGCGAUUCAUUGUGAGGAGGAGAAGGAAGUUCGCGGAGGAGCUUGAAGAUUGGGAAACACAGUUUGCGAAAACACGAAUGAAGUUCAAGGACUUGUACUACGCCACCAAAGGGUUCAAGAAGAAGGGCCUUCUCGGAUCGGGUGGGUUUGGGAGCGUUUACAAAGGUGUCAUGCCCAAGACGAAGAAGAACAUCGCCGUGAAAAGAGUCUCAAACGAAUCCCGACAAGGUUUGAAAGAGUUUGUGUCUGAGAUCGUGAGUAUUGGUCGGAUGAGUCACCGGAACUUGGUCCCUCUCUUGGGUUAUUGCCGCCGAAAAGACGAGCUUUAUCUGGUGUACGAUUAUAUGCCCAACGGAAGCUUAGACAAGUAUCUCUACAAUAAUCCGGAGGUAACUCUUAACUGGAGACAGAGGUUUAAAGUCAUCAAAGGAAUAGCCUCUGCUCUAUUCUUCAUUCACGAGGACUGGGAACAAGUGGUGAUUCACCGCGAUGUCAAAGCCAGCAACGUCUUGUUAGACGCAGAGCACAAUGGGAGACUCGGAGAUUUCGGUUUAGCCCGGUUGUGCGGUCACGGGUCGGAUCCUCUAACCACGCACGUCGCUGGAACAUGGGGAUACCUAGCCCCUGAUCACAUCAGGACAGGAAAGGCCACGACCGCUACUGAUGUUUUUGCGUUUGGGGUGCUCCUACUUGAAGUGGCGUGUGGUCGGCGUCCUAUAGAGAUUCAGAACGAGAGAAGUGAGAGGGUUUUGCUUGUGGAUUUGGUUUUUGGGUUUUGGAAUGAGGGAAACAUCUUAGAUGCUAAGGAUCCGAAUCUUGGGACAGAGUAUGAUCAAAGAGAGGUGGAAAUGGUUUUGAAGCUAGGUUUGUUGUGCUCUCACUCAGACCCACUUGCUAGACCAACUAUGAGACAAGUUUUGAAUUACCUAAACGGAGACGCAUUGUUUCCAGAUUUGUCACCGUUGGACUUACGUGGCAACGGGGUGAUGAUGUUGGGGAUCCACCAUAGAGUUGGUGAGCCAGUUAUGUCUAACGGUGGAUCUUCCAUGGUUGACUCUGUACUCUCUGGUGGAAGGUGA
Messenger RNA from Microthlaspi erraticum, 2016 nucleotides. The record is from the annotation of a GenBank genome assembly. NCBI's taxonomy places the organism in Eukaryota, Viridiplantae, Streptophyta, Magnoliopsida, Brassicales, Brassicaceae.